AUGGAACUGCCACUAAUCGGAGAGCUGUCAAGCACAGCCUGCCUCUUGUCCACCAUUAUUCUCCUCUUAUCCUGUGUUUAUUACUACUAUCUACGAUCUUUCUUCGGUGCCUGGGACGGCCUGGGAGUGCCUGGGCCAAAGUAUGAGUUCUUUUUUGGCUACAGUCGCCAGUCCAAGGGGAAGACCUGGCUAAAGAGACUUGACGACUAUUUCCAACGUUACGGGAAGAACGUGGCAAGUUACAACUUAGAGCGACGGUGUCCCAGACUAUCUACGUGUGACUCGGGACUUAUGAAACACAUCAUGGUCAAAGAUUUCAACAACUUUGUGGACAGAGGAGCAAACCUGAUGACUACGUCAAACAUAAAAAGAGGUUUGUUCUUCCUUGACGGACCAGACUGGCGACGCAUCCGGUCCACUCUCUCCUCCGUGUUCAGCAGUGGGAAGCUGAAAGUGAUGACGUCACACAUCAACAGAACUGGCGAAAACCUUGGGAAACAUUUGCUGGCGAAAGCGACACAAAAGAAACUAAUUGACGUGAAGCAUGAGUGUGGUCACUACACGUCAGAGCUGAUAGCUACCCUGAGUUUCGGCGUCAACCCAAAGGCUGUAGGUCAGGACGAUGAUGCGGAGUUCACAGUACACACAAAGGGACUCAUCAAUCCGAACCCAGGAUCAAAGUUGAUUUUGUGGCUGCUCGAUACGCUCUCCUACUUCUUCCCCUUCCUCUUCCCCCUCAUGUUCCGCCUGGGCGUACUACCAGAUUUCGUGACGCCCUCAGCAGACAGAUACUUCUCCAGCACACUGGAGUCGGCCAUCGACGCGAAGCGGGGACAGACGGCCAAGAAACACACUGACAUGCUCGGAGAUCCAGGAGAAAGUAAUCGAGGAGAUAGUCACAGAAGUCAAAGGCGACGUGCCCACCUAUGAGGAACUCUCCCAACUCAAGUACACAGAACAGGCCAUCAACGAGACGCUGAGGUUUUUCCCGCCGCUGAAGUUCGUGGAGAGAGUGAGCAAAGAACAGAAGACCUAUGACGGUAUAACGAUUCCCGCCAACACUCACAUCAUGAUCCACAUCUGGAAAGUUCAUAUGAACCCAGACUACUGGGCAGAUCCGGAAAAAUUUGACCCUGACAGGUUUAGCGAAGAGAAUAAAGCAACCCGUGAUUCUUUGACCUUUGUCCCGUUUGGUUUCGGGCCUCGUCUGUGCAUUGGUCAACGACUGGCCUACCUGGAGCUCAAGGCCGGCCUGGUGCAUGUGCUGAAAAAGGUCAGAGUUGAGCUGAACGAGACUACAGAACCCAAGGCGGGGGAAGAGAUGAAGAUGCUGGACGAGACAUUUGUGACUCCGGAGAAGGGGAUAAAGCUGGCGGUGAUUCCCAGGGAGUGAAAUUGAUACACACAUUGUUAGGGAGCGAAGGUAAUAUGCAAAUAUUUCCUCCACACAGAAGUUUCGAGUUUCAAUUUUGAGCACAAUAUUUUGAAGUGAAUGGGAAUUUGUCAGAUAUUCAUUUCAGAUAAAUCUGCAUAAUAGUUUUGCUCAAUAUGGUGCUUGAAUGAAAAUAUCCCAUUUUUUACCAUUGUCCAGGUAAUGUUUGUAGCAUAUCGCACCAGUUUGCAUUAGGGCUACCACUUAAAGUUGCAAAGAACACGCCAUAUUGCAAGCUACAACAGUCUAACAAGCUAACAGAAGCUUGCAGAUAUUCUUUUUCUCAAGUUGUCUUUGUCUGAGGAGAUCAUGGUCAAAUUAAAUAAAGAGCACAGAGCUUUUUGUAUUGAACAUUACCUCGAACCGACUCACCACCCUUGACAUAUCGUAAGUUUCACACAAGGUAUGGAAAUUAUGCUGAAGUGAUCUCAAGACCUUCUUUAAUCAAUUUAAUGUCAUGGGUAGCGACGUUCUGUCAGUUUGGGUCUAUUGAGAAUCUGAACUAAAAAUAAAAAAACCCCCGACUAUUUCAAGUCGAGCACUCAUCAUUCGCACCCCUUCAAAUGUCACCCGGGUGCAGAAUUCAAUAGCCGAGUCCCAUGAGAUGUUUGCAGUUAAGACUUUUCUACACCUCAGCGGUCUGCAUUCUCAAGGCAGAUCGCAACUUACGACAUUAACACAUUAACGUUCACGGGGCUGACAUGAAUCAUAGGAUGACAAUGUGUUUGUCUUGAAAAACGGGAACAUUUCCCCGAGGACAUUUGGAUCUGUAGCAAAGUACAUUUUCACCUUCCAGGAUAUGUAAACACAAAAAAUCAAGUCUAUCGGCCAUCCCAUCCACACUCUUGUGUCUCUAGAAACCACUCCAUACUGAAAGAUGUACAGCGUGUGUGGUUUUAAGCACUCAUGGUUUGGCGGGUCCUUUUGACUGGCCACCACUGAACAUUACGAAUGACGUGUUAAACAUUUGUGGAGUUCGAAGGAGGACAUACAGGACACUGCUUCGAAGAAUUCCAGGAUUGUUAGGUUUUUAAAUUUUAAAA
Molecule: messenger RNA, 2475 nt
Organism: Aplysia californica (California sea hare)
Lineage: Eukaryota; Metazoa; Mollusca; Gastropoda; Aplysiida; Aplysiidae
Product: cytochrome P450 3A29
Molecular function (GO): heme binding; oxidoreductase activity, acting on paired donors, with incorporation or reduction of molecular oxygen; iron ion binding
Source: RefSeq, a predicted model, not a curated record